UCUCUCUUCUCUCCCACCAUCGGGAUCGUCUCAGGGAGAGAUGAAAAUUCUCUCUGUCUAUGACAGCUCCAGAGCGAGAUCCUCUCUGCCUCAUUUCAUCGUUUUCUUCCUCACAUGUUACGUGCACAAGCUGGAAUCAGCCCAGUUCUCAGUGAAUGGACCAGCUCAUCCUGUCACAGCCGAGGUGGGGGAGGGCAUCAUGUUACCCUGUAGCCUGUCCCCCGGAAUGAACGCAGAGCACAUGGAGGUGAGAUGGUUCCGACAUGAGUUCACUCCCUUCGUGCACCUGUACCGGCGCGGGAAGGAUGAGUUUGGGCAGCAGAUGCCCGAGUAUCACGGCCGGACAGAACUUUUGAAAGACAGCAUCACAGAUGGGAACGUUGACUUGGGAAUUCUCAAUGUCAGGCUCUCUGACGAAGGACAGUACCACUGCUCUGUUCAGGAUGGUGACUUUCAGGAGGAAGCUGUACUGGAACUGAAGGUCGCAGCUCUAGGCUCCGCACCUCACAUCUCUGUCGAGGGUCACCAGGACGGAGGGAUCCGAGUGGUGUGCCAGUCGGCCGGAUGGUACCCACAGCCCCAGGUGCUCUGGAGAGAUCCCAAGGGGCAGCCUUUAUCUGCAUCCACUGAAACAAAGUCUGAAGAGGACGGUGAUUUCUUUAAAACAAAAAAUUCUAUUGUUAUAAUGGAAAAUUCACACAAGAGUUUGUCCUGUUCUAUGAGGAACACACACCUGGACGAAGAAAGGAAAUCAAUAACUUUCUAUAUAUCAGAUUCCUUUUUCCCAAGAGCCUCUCCCUGGAUGGUGGGCUGGAACGUGACCCUGGUGAUCUUGUUGCCGUUCGUCUGCCUGGCUUCAUUUCUGUUCAGAGUAAGAGGGAAACAUCUCGACACCAUCAGUAAAAUUUGCACCGAGCUGGAAUGGAGAAGAGCCCUGCAUGAUGCAG
Molecule: messenger RNA, 947 nt
Organism: Pelodiscus sinensis (Chinese soft-shelled turtle)
Lineage: Eukaryota; Metazoa; Chordata; Testudines; Trionychidae
Source: RefSeq, a predicted model, not a curated record